This is a messenger RNA of Helicoverpa zea (corn earworm), 597 nucleotides long. RefSeq lists its product as uncharacterized. The coding region runs from base 1 to 531 and encodes 176 amino acids. The transcript has 4 exons. The record is from RefSeq and is a predicted model, not a curated record. Lineage: Eukaryota; Metazoa; Arthropoda; Insecta; Lepidoptera; Noctuidae.
AUGAAGAACUUCGUACCAUUGGUGUUGAUCUGCUACAUAAGUUUAGUAGCAUUCAUCCUAAUAGAUGUUGGGGAGGCUAAUGACACAAAGGCGGUUUUACACAGAAAUAGGAGAUAUUUAUCGUUCCUGAAUAUGACUCGGUUUUAUCUUAAGUUCAACUUCAAAGCGAACAUAAUCCCGUGGAACCAACUGUUUGCCCAGGCUAUAGGGUUCCGUAUAAAUUGGGACGCUCCUCCGACUACUUUUCGAUCUUUUCAUAGGAUAUACCGAAGGGAUAUUUACGAUUUUGUUGAAUCGUUGUUGGACAGAAAUGGUCUGGACGGCUACCAUUGCCUGCGACGUGCCAUCUGUGAGAUGCAAAUGAUCUCAGAACCAAAUGUUAUCUACCACAAACUUCUGAAAAUAGUUUUUAGGAAAAUGUCUCCAGCAACGGAACGGUGGCACAAUAUUACUGAAUCAGACUGCAAUAUUUCAAUAAAUACCUGUCCCAUAUCAUUGCUAGAAGUUUCACCCUAUACCGAUCUUGUUUAAGUGUUAAAAUGUUAGUAGAAUUAAGUGUUGUUGACUUCGUUAUUAUAGUUUUAAUGAAAUUGUCGU